UCGAAGAGAAUUUCCAUGGAUUCAUUCCUUGGGAUUACAUGAACCUCAGAAAACGCCAAACCAAAGUAUCACCGCCCUGGAUUCGAUGUUUACAAUGAAAAACCCACACGUCAAACCAAUCUAAACCAUAAAAAAACUGGAUCCAAACCCCACUCCCCCUAACCCGUUUCCUAGAACCACCAUUUCCCUUUUAAUUUUUUCCACAAACCCCAAAUCAGAAACCCCAUAGUUUUCAUCUUUCACAAGAAAAAAAAUGCUCACAAGGGCUUUUACAAAACCCAAAAGGAAUUUUAAAGACUACGGUGAACAUAGCAGGUCAGGGUCCAUCUCUGAAUACGGUGAUGGCAUAGUAGGAUUGAUGGAUGAUCUGCCGCUGAUUUCUUGUGAAAAUCAUGGGCCAACGCUGUCCCUGAAGGAGGUUUUGAGGACGUCCGUCGGUGUGAUGGGAGAGAACAACAGGGGAUUGACAGAAAAAGUGGUGUUAUCCAAGGGUAGACUUUGCGCUCUAAAGAGGUUUCGGAAGGUUAUAGUAGGAAAGAGUGAGUUCGGCACGAGAGUUGAGAGGUUGGCUCAGGUUUGCAAGAAGUGCGAGUAUCUCGUCCCAAUCACUGCUUAUUUAUAUGCCAAGAGGAUCAAGCUUGUUGUUUGCGACUACUAUCCCAUGGGAAGCUUAGCUGACUUGCUUUCAGGUGGAAGGGCUGGCCAAACUGCCUUAAAUUGGAAUGAACGUCUGAUGAUAAUAGUUUACGUUGCACGAGCAAUCGGUUUCAUCCAUGCACAAUCCCCUCCACAUGAAAAGAACAUGAAAAUGAACUUUCAUGGAAACAUAAAAUCCUCCAACGUCAUGAUAAACAUCGACCUGACGGCUCGGUUAUCAGAUUAUGGCUUCGUCCAGUUAGCUGACUGCGUGGAAGAAUCUGAUAAUGAGGGGGCAGGAACUAGUUACCGUGAGAAUUUGAGUCAAAAGAGUGACAUAUUCAAUUUCGGGCUAGUUUUACUAGACCUGCUGGCGGGAGUGACGGAUCCAGGCUAUAUAAAGUGCAUAGUUGACACAAAGGAAAGUGUAAAACUGGGUAACAAUGCAUUUUUUGAAUUUCAUGUACAAGGGAAAGAACGGAAUCAAGCUUUGAAGGUUUUGGACAUUGCUUUGGCUUGUACAAACAGGUCGCCAGAGGCCAGGCCUUCAAUAGAGCAAAUCCUGUUGAAUCUUAGUGAUAUUCUCAAUAGUACUAACUAAGCUGUUUGUCUGUGUUAAGACAUUAUCUGUAUUUUUAAAAACAAAACCAAAAA
Molecule: messenger RNA, 1290 nt
Organism: Durio zibethinus
Lineage: Eukaryota; Viridiplantae; Streptophyta; Magnoliopsida; Malvales; Malvaceae
Product: putative inactive receptor kinase At5g58300
Biological process (GO): protein phosphorylation
Molecular function (GO): ATP binding; protein kinase activity
Source: RefSeq, a predicted model, not a curated record